Messenger RNA from Caenorhabditis remanei, 612 nucleotides. RefSeq lists its product as uncharacterized. Bases 1 to 612 code for a protein of 203 amino acids. NCBI's taxonomy places the organism in Eukaryota, Metazoa, Nematoda, Chromadorea, Rhabditida, Rhabditidae. The record is from RefSeq and is a predicted model, not a curated record. The transcript has 4 exons.
AUGAGACCACUACAUCUCUGUUCGGCACUUCUUUUCACUAUUCUCGUGCCAGUACUCGUGGAAUCGCAGUAUCCCAUUACUUAUGGUUGUAUGGCACAGAUUCUCGCGUAUUCUCCAAUGAAUAAGUUGAACACAUUCGUCAACAACAUCAACAACAAGGACACCACAUUGGCAUUGAAGAAGAAGAGAGCAAACUCAUGGGUUCCAUCAAACAUGGGCACCCACAAAUUCCCAGCACUCGAUAUCUACGGAACAAGUUCCGGUGCUCUGUCGGGUGUCAUCAGUCUUCUUGACCACCGUAACACUGUCGGUUUGUUCUGGAAUGAUCUGACACCAGGACUCACAAAAGUAUUCAAUGCCUCUGUGGCAAAGACCUACAAAAAUAUGUGGGCAAAGACGGAUAAAGUGCACGACAACGCGUUUUUCGAUGCGUUGAACGAGUGGUACGCCUAUUGUCAUUAUCAUAGUCCAGCCGGAAAACGCACAGGUCUCUACAAUGCGAUUCAAACAGUGACUGCCAAGUACACAAACAACACAAACUUGAACUUCGAACCAAUGGGAUCCAGUUUUAAUACUCGUUUCUUUUUAAUGAUUAUGAUGGGAAUGUGGUAG